AUGGCAUCCACUCGCUACACAGGCCCUUCGUGCCGUGAUCUGGACAAUACCCUGCGUAUUGAUGCUGGAUCAUGCCGCGGAGGUUUCGACUUCUCUCUUUUGUUCGAGGAAUCAAUCCUCCAGAUCUUACCUAUUGCUUUAAUGCUAAUUGUUAUUCCUUUCCGUCUCUGGCAACUUUCACACACUCGGGACAAAGUUACCAGAUCAUUACUGAUCUUCCUCAAGCUUGUGGCUUGGGUAGCUUUGUUUGUGCUUCAAAUCGUCCAGGCAGUCUUAUGGGCCAGGCCGGCAGCCGAUAGGACCGAUGCUUCGGUCCCGGCCAAUGCACUUCUGACUGUCGGCGUGUUUGCCUUGGGCUUGCUUUCUUAUGCAGAGCACAUGCGCUCCGUGAAGCCAUCUUUUAUCUUAAAUACCUACCUCUUCUGCAGCCUGCUGUUCGAUAUUGCCCGGUCCAGAACGUUAUGGCUCCGCAGUGAAGACUCGUACAACACCACUAUUGCUAUCAUCACCACCGUCGCUGUCGGCGUCAAGGCACUACUGUUCCUGUUGGAGGCAAUCGAAAAGAAACAUGUGCUCAAGCCAGAGUACGCUGGCUACCCGCCAGAGGCGACAGCAGGUUUCUACAACCGCGCUAUGUUCUGGUGGUUGAACCCGCUUUUCAAAGUCGGCUUCAAGGGAGCCCUUCGCGUUGAAGACUUGUUCCAGUUGGACAAGGAACUGAGCUCCGAGCGCCUGCUAACUCGCUUCUCGGCGAAGUGGGAAAAAAUUACCACGAAAGCCCCAAACACCUUGCAGUGGGAGGCUAUGAAGGCCGCCAGAUGGCCAUUGCUCGCCGGUGUCCCCGCCAGAGCCUGUGUCGUGGCUUUCAACUUCUGCCAGCCUUUGCUUCUUGAAAGAUCCCUGUCUUUCUUCAACUCGGAGGUCAACCCCGCCACCACCAAUAUCGGAUACGGUCUCAUUGGUGCCUACAUCAUGGUCUAUGUCGGUCUCGCCAUCUCCAUGAGUCAAUAUCAACACUUGACCUACCGUGGAAUUACCUUGGUGCGCGGUGUCCUCAUCACAAUGCUGUACAAGAAGGCCACCUGCCUCACCCUCGUCGACAACGAUCCCGCCAACUCUCUGACUCUCAUGAGUGCCGACGUCGAGCGCAUUACUCAAGGAUGGUCCACCCUGCAUGAGAUCUGGGCAAACUCUGUGGAGAUCGCUCUCGCCAUCUAUCUUUUGGAGAAGCAGCUUGGGAUCUCCUGCGUCGUACCUGUCUGUGUCGCGCUUUUCGCGCUCGUCGGCUCAUUGGUCUGCAUGUCAUUCGUUGUUGCCCGUCAAGCCAAGUGGCUGGAGGCUAUUGAGAAGCGCAUCUCCUCUACCUCCGGGAUGCUCGGUUCGAUCAAGGGAGCUAAGAUGCUCGGUCUGCAGAACUCGUUCAUGAAACUCGUGCACGGCCUUCGACUUGACGAGUUGGACAUCUCCAAGAAGUUCCGUACCCUCCUCGUUUACAACAUGGCACUGGGCUGGUUGACCCGCAUCUUUGCCCCUAUCAUCACAUUCGGUGUCUAUGUUGGCAUUUCCAGCCAGCCUUUGAACGUCUCUCGUGUGUUCACAUCUUUGUCACUCUUCUCCCUCCUCGCAGACCCACUCCUGACCCUGGUGAUGGCUUUGAUGUCCUUUGCUGGUGCGGUUGGAUCUUUCCAGCGCAUUCAAGAGUUCCUGGACAAGAAAGAUCACUCCGAUGGAAGACACCACGGCAAUGGGAGACUUCACUCCACUGGAAAACUCACCCCCACUGAGACCCUCAGUCCCUCUCAGACUUUGACCAUGGAUGACAUCAGUGAAAAACGUCUCACUCCCAAGACCAUUGAUUUCGACCUGGUUUCUAACAUCUCCGACUCCGUUGAAUCCCUCAAGCGUCCCAUCACGGCACUGUCGUCUAAUGCUAUGACGAUUCAGAAUGGCAGCUUUGGCUGGGAGGCUGACAAGGAGCCAAUUCUCAAGGACAUCGACUUGAAUGUUGCUACUGGCAGCUUCACCAUGCUUAUUGGACCUUCCGGUUGUGGAAAGUCAACUUUGCUGAAGGCGCUUCUUGGUGAACUUCCUUCCGUGAAUGGCAAAGUGGAGCUAUCAUCUUCCAGUGUCGCAUACUGUGACCAGACCCCAUGGCACAUGAACGGCACGAUCAAGGACAGCAUCGUUGCCAUGUCCGAUUAUGAUGCCACAUGGUACACUUCAGUCAUCCAGGCCUGCGCUUUGGAAGAAGAUCUUGCACAAUUCCCCCGGGGUGAUCGUGCCGUUAUCGGAAGCAAAGGUGUCGCCCUCAGUGGAGGUCAGAGCCAACGUAUCGCACUCGCCCGCGCAGUCUACGCUCGCCGAAAGAUCAUCAUUCUCGAUGAUGCCCUUAGCGGAUUGGAUGCAACUACCGAGAACCACAUCUUCCACAGCCUGUUCGGACAUAUGGGACUCCUCCGUGAAUUUGGAACUUCCGUCAUUGUUGCCUCUUCCUCUGUCAAGCGUCUGCCUUACUCCGAUCACAUUGUUGUCUUGGACACUGAUGGCCGCAUCUCGGAGCAGGGAAGCUUCUCUGCGCUGAACAAGACUGGUGGAUAUGUUUCAAGCUUUGGACUCGGUUCUCCUGACUGGAAGUCUGCACACAAGGGUCAUUCAAACUCGCCCAGUUUCUCGAGUACUAGCACUGUCACCAAAGAGAAGUUCCCGAAGGAGAAGGAGACCGAGAUCGUGGAGGAGCCAGUCAACCAUGACGCUGGUGGUGACCUCGGAAUCUACACCUACUACAUCAACGCGAUUGGAUGGAUCCCAGCUGUUUACUUCACGGUCAUGAUCGCCGGCUUCGUCUUCUGCAUUUCCUUCCCCAGCAUUUGGUUGAAAUGGUGGGCCCAGUCUGACACUGCACACCCCAAGCAGGAGAUGGCCUACUACAUCGGUAUCUACGUGAUGCUCGGAUGUCUCGGUAUGCUCUGUCUCGUUGCUGGCACCUGGCAGAUGAUCAUCAAGAUGGUUCCCAAGUCUGGAGAAUUCUUCCACCGAAAGCUCUUGACCACUGUCCUCAGUGCGCCUAUGCUGUUUUUCUCCUCCACGGAUAGCGGUGCCAUUCUCAACAGAUUCAGUCAGGACCUGAUGCUCAUCGACAUGGAACUCCCUAUCGCUGCCAUCAACACUGCUGCGACUUUCUUCCUUUGCCUGGCCCAGAUGGCACUGAUUGGUGUCUCUUCCAAAUACGCCGCCAUCUCAUUCCCAUUCGUUCUGAGUCUGCUUUACAUGAUCCAGAAGAUCUAUCUGCGCACCUCUCGGCAACUGCGUUACCUGGACCUUGAAGCCAAGGCUCCUCUCUACUCGCACUUCACCGACUGUCUUCAAGGACUCGUGACUCUGCGAGCCUUCGGCUGGCAACACGCUAUGGAACAAAAGAACAUCGAGCUUUUGGACCUCUCCCAACGUCCCUUCUACUUCAUGUUUGCUAUCCAGCGCUGGCUCACUCUGUCGCUCGACAUGGUCGUCGCCGGUAUCGCUGUUCUCCUCAUCGUGCUGGUCGUUGCCCUGCGUGGAUCCGAUUUCGACGCGGGCUCCGUUGGUGUCGCUUUGUUGAAUGUCAUUCAAUUCAGUCAGAGCAUCAAGCUCGUGGUUACUUUCUGGACCAACCUGGAGACUCACAUCGGUUCCAUCCAGCGCAUCAAGGACUUUACUUCUGAUGUCGAAUCCGAGGACAAGCCCGGCGAGGACCAGGAUAUUCCUCCUAACUGGCCCUCUAACGGCGCCAUCAACUUCACCUCUGUCUCCGCGGCUUACAGGCCUUCUGAGCCAGUUCUGAAGAACGUUUCCCUCAACGUUCUCGCUGGUGAGAAGGUCGGCAUCUGUGGCCGAACCGGAAGCGGCAAAACCUCAAUGAUCAUGAGUCUCUUCCGAAUGAUGGAAUUGACCAGCGGCACAAUCACAGUGGACGGAGUCGACAUCAGCCAACUCCCCCGACGAGAAAUCCGCUCCCACAUCAACGGUGUUUCCCAAGACUCCCUCCUCUUCAAGGGCAGCGUCCGACUAAACGCCGACCCAACCGGAAUCCACACCGACAAAGACAUCUUGGCAGCCCUGAAGAGCACCCAACUCCUACCCGUCAUCCAAGAAAAGGGCAGUCUCGACACAGACAUCGACGAGAUCCACCUCUCGCACGGCCAAAAACAACUCUUCUGCCUUGCUCGCGCCCUCCUUCGCCCAGGCAACAUCCUCAUCUUGGAUGAAGCCACUAGCAACAUUGAUACCAAAACGGACGAGAUCAUGCAGCGCAUUAUUCGCGAGAAAUUCUGCGGCCACACCAUCAUUUCCGUGGCGCAUAAGCUCGAUACGAUCCUUGAUUAUGACCGCAUCAUCGUCCUGGAUGCAGGUCAGAUUGUCGAGAAUGGAGAGCCUUGGACUCUUCUCCAGCAGCCCAAGUCUCACUUCAGCAAACUCUAUGCCAGUGCGACGUCGAUGGAUGAAUUGGAUUGA
Messenger RNA from Penicillium olsonii, 4488 nucleotides. NCBI's taxonomy places the organism in Eukaryota, Fungi, Ascomycota, Eurotiomycetes, Eurotiales, Aspergillaceae. The record is from the annotation of a GenBank genome assembly.